Camelina sativa (false flax) is the source of this 1028-nucleotide messenger RNA. Its product is annotated as light-harvesting complex-like protein 3 isotype 1, chloroplastic. The record is from RefSeq and is a predicted model, not a curated record. NCBI's taxonomy places the organism in Eukaryota, Viridiplantae, Streptophyta, Magnoliopsida, Brassicales, Brassicaceae.
GAUGAUAACACACGGCUCUGCUUAUUUAGAACCACUGGUUGAAGAGGAACUGUGAAGUAAGGGAACGAAUCAUAAACAAUGGCGUUGUUCCCCCCGCCAAUCUCUUCUUCAUCUCUUCAAAAUCCUAAUCUCAUCCCCAAAUUCUCAUUCUCUCUCCUCUCCACUAACCGCUUCUCUCUCCUCUCCGUCACUCGAGCUUCUUCUUCCUCCUCCUCCUCCGACAGUGGAACAAACUCUCCCAGUCCCAUCACCGCGGUCGAGGCUCCUGAACCCAUAACAGUGAUAGUCAAAGAGACUCCGCAACCAACACCUGCGGUUAAAAAAGAAGAAACCGCCACCGCUAAAAAUGGCGCCGUCGAAGGUGAAGAAGAGAUGAAGACAACGGAGAGUGUUAUCAAAUUCAAAGAUGCGAAGUGGAUUAAUGGAACUUGGGAUCUGAAACAGUUUGAGAAAAAUGGAAAAACAGAUUGGGAUGCCGUAAUUGUUUCUGAGGCAAAGAGAAGAAAAUGGUUAGAAGAGAAUCCAGAAACAACUAGUAACGACGAGCCAGUGCUUUUCGAUACAUCGACUAUCCCAUGGUGGGCUUGGAUCAAGAGAUACCACUUACCUGAAGCUGAACUCCUCAAUGGUCGUGCUGCGAUGAUAGGAUUCUUCAUGGCUUACUUUGUGGAUAGCCUUACAGGAGUAGGACUUGUUGAUCAAAUGGGGAACUUUUUCUGCAAAACACUCUUGUUUGUGUCUGUGGCUGGAGUUUUGUUCAUUCGUAAGAAUGAGGAUGUGGAUAAACUCAAGAGUUUGUUUGAUGAGACGACUUUGUAUGACAAGCAGUGGCAAGCAGCUUGGAAAGAUGAUGAUGAGUCAUCAUUGGGUUCAAAGAAGUGAUCACAAAAAGAUUCAUGCUUUCUUUUUUCUUUGAAUGCUGUAAUUAGGAUAUGAUUCACUUACCAGAUGUAAUACGAUGAGAUUUUGAACCAAUGUUUUCCCGAUUUGGAAUUCGAGUUAGAUUAAUGAACCAGGCUUUGAUUCCU